This is a messenger RNA of Glossina fuscipes, 927 nucleotides long. Its product is annotated as protein phosphatase PTC7 homolog. The transcript has a single exon. The record is from RefSeq and is a predicted model, not a curated record. NCBI's taxonomy places the organism in Eukaryota, Metazoa, Arthropoda, Insecta, Diptera, Glossinidae. Bases 1 to 927 code for a protein of 308 amino acids.
AUGUAUUCUCUCGGCCAGAGUUCUAAAUUAAUAUCACGCAGAUUUUUGUGUAGCAGAUUUUCCGCAUUAUUGGAGGCCGCCACUCAUGUGAUUUCGAACAGCGCUGGACAUAAAUCGAGACCGUACUUUAUAUCUGUUGUUUGUGGUUUCCCAAAAGAUUUUCUGACGUCAAACUACAAACCGGGCAAAUAUGGUGAAGACUCAUGGUUCACAACUUCAACUCCCACCGCAGAUGUUUUGGGCGUUGCUGAUGGCGUUGGCGGUUGGCGUAUUUAUGGUGUUGAUUCUGGUGAAUUUUCAUCAUUUCUUAUGAAAACGUGCGAACGUUUAGUGCACUGUGUUGACUUCAAUCCCCAACGGCCUGUUAACCUGCUGUCCUUUAGUUAUUGCGAAUUGUUAGAACAAGAGAAACCAAUUAUAGGCAGCAGCACAGCUUGUGUGCUUGUACUCGAUCGCGAGAGUGGUACUGUUUAUACGGCAAACAUAGGAGAUAGCGGUUUUCUAGUAGUACGCAAAGGCCGAAUUGUUCAUAAAUCAGAAGAGCAGCAACAUUAUUUCAAUACGCCUUUUCAGCUGUCAAUGCCGCCGCCCGGUUGCCAUCACAGAGUGUUAAGCGACAGUCCCCACUCUGCAAAUACGCUAAGCUUUCCCGUCCUGGUUGGCGAUGUCAUUUUAGUCGCUACAGAUGGCGUUUUCGAUAAUAUUCCCGAAACAUUGCUGGUGGAAAUAUUAAAAGAAGUUGAAGGUGUUACUGAUCCUGUUAAAUUACAAAUGACUGCGAACUCGCUGGCGGCAAUAGCUCGCGCAUUGUCAUUUGAUAAGGACUUCAUGUCGCCGUUUGCAAUUAAUGCCAGACGCAAUAAUAUACAUGCCACGGGCGGUAAACCUGAUGAUAUAACUGUAGUACUCGCAACCGUAGCAGUGUAA